AUGCAUUAAUUUCCAAAAGACUCCAAAUUAUUAAACUUAAACAAUCACAAUACUGAGUUUGUUUUUAAAUCCAAAGACAAAGAUGAACCCUUUGUAUUUUAUUGGUUUAUAUAAUUAAAUAGAGCUAUACAGCUAAAUGUAGUGGAACCAAUCAACAAUUUGCUGCCUAAGCCAAAUUUAAAUAUAUCACUCCUAGAUUCAGUUUAAUUAAUACUUUUGCUAAUGAUUCAACAUACAGUAUUUUCACCAGUUACAAACUUGAUGAAACUAUUAAACUAUUUGUUAAAUCUCCUAAUGUUGUUGAUAUUCUUCAAUAAUUUAAUGCAGGAUUUAAACUAACACUUGAAAAAUAAUAUUAAUUUUAUUGUGAAUACAACAAAACACAAAAGACAUCUGAUUUUAAUUUCUUUGCUAGAAAAAAAUAUUUAUGGGGUGAUUGGUAAAUGAAAACAAUUCUUGAAAUGUGUUUCAAAAAUAAGUAAUUAUAAUUUACAUAAUUUUGUCAAUUUGCAGAAAACAAAGAUAGAAAAAUCAAAUUUUGUUAGUAAUUAUAUAUAUUUUUAUUAUAUUAGUUAAUAAAAUGAAUCAAGUAUGAUGAUAUAAUCACCAUUUAAAGAAGAUACUCAAUUGGCAUUUAAAAUCAAUAGAACUUAUAAAUUAAAUAAAUACACUACAUCCUUAAAUUUUGGAUUAAGACAUAAGAUUGAUCGAAAACUAUUUCUGAUAACUAAAGUAUUAUAUUGUCUUUAUAAUUAGUUUAAUUAAAAUGGAUUUGGAAUUAUUGGAAUUGCAGGAAAGUAUAAUAGAAUGAAAUACUAAGUUUCAAAUAAGUUAUAAUUCUCAUAAAACACUGAUCAACUAUUCCCAUUGCAAUUUAAAUUUGAAGUCGAAGUUUGAGAAUUUUGUUUACAAAUAUUUAUAAAUAUUCUUAUAAUUGUUAUAUAAAUGUAUAAAUAGAUCAAUGACUUUUUGAUUCAAUAACAAAUAUUCGUAAAUUAAAAGCGAGUCUAUCAUAAUGCUAUAAGAUUGCAUCCAGAAAAUGGUAAAUAUAUCGUAAAUAUAUUUUACAGGUGAAAAUGGACUAAGUAUGUGUCAAAUAAUUGCAAAACCUCCAAUCAUACCUAAUAUUUUGCCAAAUUUUAGAAAAAUUUAUUCAGUUUAGAGUAGAAAUGUUAUUCAAUACAUCGAUUUCAAAGAAUCAGAAUAAAAUUACUAUAUUUUCAUGGAAUAGCUAAAUUAAGGGACUUUAGAUGAUAUUAUGAAUACAUCAAUUAUAAAUGAAGAUAAAGCUAAACAUUAUUUUAGAGAAAUCUUAAAUGGAUUAAAAUGUAAUAUAUAUAAGUUUAUUUAGCUUUGCAUGAAAAUUAGAUUAAUUUUGUAGAUCUUAGUCCAAAAAAUAUUUUUAAAAAAGAUGACUCAAUUAAAAUAGGAUAGAUUAAUAUCUGUUUUGACUAAUUAGCAAAUAUGUAAACUGAAGAAGAUUUCAAAAAUAUUGGAAUUUUAAAAGAAAUAAUUCCACCAGAAAUUCUACAAAAUUAAACUAAAUUUUCUAUGGUCUCUGAUUUAUACACUGCAAGUGUUCUCUAUUUUAAAAUGAUAUAUAAAAGAUUCCCUUUUAAUGGUGCAACAAAAGCAGAAUUAAUUGAAUAAAUCAAAGAAAAUAAUAUAGUAAAUAGAAUAAUCAUAAUAGAAUUUCACUUGUUAAGAAUAAGCAGUUAGUAAGGAGACUAUUGAUUUUCUAUAAUAAACUCUUAAGUAUGAUCCAAAUCAAAGAUUAAAUUGGUCAUAAGUUUACUCUCAUUCUUUAUUGAAAUUGCUUAAUAUUAAGAAUGAUUACAUAGUUUAAUCUACUCUAUUAUCUAUUUCCAUUAAUAAAUUAAUUACAAGAUCAGAUCUUAUAACAAAAACCUUUGAUUGUGAAAAGAAUAGAUAAUUUUAUUAAGAGAUAGAAUAAAAUAAUCAAGAUGUUAUUAAUGAAACUGGAGCAGUUAAAAAAUAUGAUAAUAGUAAAAUUUGAAAUCAUUUAAUUGUAUUUUAGUUUUGAAUGAAGAAUAAGAGUAAUUUUAAAAAUAAAUAUCGUUUGUUAAAGAUCUUUUUAAAACUCAAAGAACUAAUUUAUUAAAGAAAUAAGUAGAUUAUUAUAUUGAAUAAAGGUAUUUAUAAUAAAUUUUAUAAUAGAAAUAUGUAUUCUAGUCUAUCAGAAACACUUAGUUAUGUAAGAUUAUUUGAUGAGGAAUUUUAAUCAUUUACUUUAUCAUUUGUAAUUCUAAAGAUCAUUUUUCUUAUUUCAUAAUCAUUGAUUUUACAAAUAUAUGAAAUUAAAUAAAUAAACAGAUCUGAUCAAUGUUUCACUUUAGAUUUAUAGGAGGAAUAUGAUAAUUUUUAAAAGAAAAUAGAUGAAGAACAUAAAAUUAUAGAUUCACAAUUUUCUAAAAUUUUGAGGCUAUCCUAAUCAAAUCUAGAAAGAGCAAGAAUGAAAGGAAAUGUUGACUAAAGAAUAUCUGAAAUAAUUAAUAAAACAUCAUAGUAUACAUUAUUUGAAAUUUUGAGAGAUUAAACAAAACUUUUUAUUGAAAAAAUACCUUCAUUUAAAGUAAUAGAUUAAAUUAAAUUAGAUAUUAUAAAAUGAUAUCAAAAUGUAAUAUGAGAUUAUAAUUCAAGUCUUAUUUAGUUUAGCUUUAAUAGUCUCAUACUUAUUGAAAUGGAGUCCUACAUAAAUACUUUAAAAACCUCCUAUUGAGUAUUUAGAAGUAAUAAACAAUAAUUUAUAAUUUUAGUUUAUUAGAAAUGAAUCAAUAGAUGGCCUUUAAAAUGAAUGUAAAUCAAAAUAAAAUAGUAUUGAUUAAGCUUUUGAAAAAAUAUCAAAAGGUUAAAUUAGACAAUUUUGA
Paramecium pentaurelia is the source of this 2888-nucleotide messenger RNA. The record is from the annotation of a GenBank genome assembly. Lineage: Eukaryota; Ciliophora; Oligohymenophorea; Peniculida; Parameciidae.